AAUGACAUGGUUUGUUUUCCAGAGCCCACCCAGAUUUAUCGAUUUCUGAGGACAAGGAAUCUUAUUGCUCCAAUAUUUUUGCAUCGGACGCUCACUUAUAUGUCUCACCGCAACUCGCGAUCAAAUGCCAGAAGGAAACCCUUUAAGAUUGAUGAUAUGCUGCUGAAGGUGGAGAAAAUGAAAGGAGACCAUGAGAUCGACAGCCUUUCUGCUCACCUGCAGCUGACAUUCACUGGCUUCUUCCAUAAAAGUGACAAACCCGCUCAGAACUCUGAGAAUGAACAAAGCUCGGUCACACUGGAGGUUCUCCUGGUCAAAGUCUGUCACAAAAAGCGCAAGGACGUGAGCUGCCCUAUAAGACAAGUCCCCACCGGGAAGAAGCAGGUGCCUUUAAAUCCUGAUCUCAGUUCUUCAAAGCCUGUCGGCUUCCCCUCACUGGCCGUGUCCAGCAACGAGUUUGAACCCAGCAACAGCCACAUGGUGAAAUCCUAUUCACUGCUCUUCCGAGUCACCCGGCAGUGUCACCGCGACUACAACGGCUUGUCCAACGGAGAGACCAAUGAGAACAUCGAUGUCACAGAAGACCCUCCGACCAGACGCAAACGCAAUGCCUCCCACCGGGAUGAGGAGAAGACAUUUGUGGCCCAGAUGACGGUGUUUGACAAGAACAGGCGUCUCCAGCUACUGGACGGUGAAUAUGAAGUCGCCAUGCAAGAGAUGGAAGAGUGUCCCGUCAGUAAGAAGAGGGCUACAUGGGAGACCAUCUUGGAUGGCAAGCGGUUGCCUCCCUUUGAGACCUUUUCUCAAGGCCCAACCUUACACUUCACUUUACGAUGGACAAGUGACACACCAGAUAAAUCCACCGCGCCAAUUGCCAAACCUCUAGCAACACGCAACUCUGAAAGUGUCCUCCAGGAACACAGGCCAACAGCGGUCAAACCUGCACAGACUAUAGCAGUGAAGGAGUCUGUGUCCUCCGAUCUUCCAUCGAAGAGAGAGAAGGAUGUUUCCACUGAUCCUCGGCAGAAGCUGCGCAUAUUUUACCAGUUUUUAUACAAUAACAACACUCGCCAGCAGACGGAGGCCAGAGAUGACCUCCAUUGUCCAUGGUGCACGCUGAAUUGCCGCAAACUUUAUAGUUUACUGAAACACCUCAAGCUGUGUCACAGCCGCUUCAUCUUCAAUUAUGUGUAUCAUCCCAAAGGUGCAAGAAUUGAUGUCUCCAUCAACGAGUGCUACGAUGGAUCCUAUGCUGGGAACCCCCAGGACAUUCAUCGCCAGCCGGGAUUUGCUUUUAGUCGGAAUGGGCCUGUGAAGAGGACCCCCAUCACCCACAUCCUGGUGUGCAGGCCAAAGCGCACAAAAGCCAGCAUGUCGGAGUUCUACGAGUCUGAGGACGGAGAGGUGGAACAGCAGAGGACGUACAGCAGUGGCCAUAACAGACUGUACUUCCACAGUGACACGUGCCUUCCUCUCCGACCCCAGGAGAUGGAGGUGGACAGCGAGGAUGAGAAGGACCCCGAAUGGCUGAGGGAGAAAACCAUUACACAAAUUGAGGAGUUUUCUGAUGUCAAUGAAGGGGAGAAGGAAGUGAUGAAGAUGUGGAACCUGCAUGUCAUGAAGCACGGGUUCAUUGCUGACAAUCAAAUGAAUCAUGCCUGUAUGUUGUUUGUGGAGAACUAUGGAGAGAGAAUCAUUGAGAAGAGCCUGUGCCGUAACUUUAUGCUCCACAUGAUCAGUAUGCACGACUUCAACCUGAUCAACGUAUCAACCAUAGACAAAGCCGUGUCCAAACUGCGCGACAUGCAGUACAAGCUGGAGGGAGGAGAGUCUCCACCCUCCGCCAUAGAGGAGUGCGCCGAAGAGCUGCACCCAGCCACCAACGGCUUCAUCGAGACCAACGGCAGAGAGAGCGCUUUAGACAAUGAGAGCGCAUCGGGGGUCCCUAAACAGAGCAAAAAGCAACGUCUGUAGGGGGCCAGACUCCAGGCGUGAACUGAACUGUGGCUGAAUGGAGCUUCCACCCGAGGAGCCCGGGCUAGAGUCAGAUCCUUGUGCAAGGGCCCCCUGCACAGCAAUACCCAAACUCCAGACGUGUCCUCUUCCCCACC
Nanorana parkeri is the source of this 2111-nucleotide messenger RNA. It is a transcript of the gene SUZ12, whose product is annotated as SUZ12 polycomb repressive complex 2 subunit. Lineage: Eukaryota; Metazoa; Chordata; Amphibia; Anura; Dicroglossidae. The record is from RefSeq and is a predicted model, not a curated record. Gene Ontology annotation, cellular component: nucleus; ESC/E(Z) complex. The transcript is spliced from 15 exons. Gene Ontology annotation, molecular function: chromatin DNA binding. Bases 7 to 1974 code for a protein of 655 amino acids.